Molecule: messenger RNA, 444 nt
Organism: Prorocentrum cordatum
Lineage: Eukaryota; Dinophyceae; Prorocentrales; Prorocentraceae
Source: the annotation of a GenBank genome assembly
AUGGAUUCCGUCUUGGAAGCUAUCAAGGUUUGGUACAGGGGAGGAGAUCAUGGUAGACUGCUCAUGGGUACUCAGACGAUGAUGCAGGGGCUUGACAGUGUGGUGGCUUCAGACUGCCCAGAGGUAAACAUCAGGCAGAGAAAACAGCUUCGAUAUCAGUGCGGAGAGCACCACACAUUCCGUCUCUACAGGGAGGAGCGGUUGAGGUGCAACGGCGGUUUUCCCAAGGAGUGCCCGCCUGUGCGGGCAAAGAGUGAGUUCGACGGACUGAGGUACGGCAUCAUCGAGCCGGGAGCGGAGAAAUACGGCGUCCGGAAGUUGGUGGCAUGGUCCCGCUUCGAGAACUGUACUUGGUUUGGCUGUGCCGGGCGAGGUGAGGAAAAAUACCAGCGGCGCGAGCGACAGGGGUGGUGCCAGACUGGGCUGCCUCCGAAUGACAAAUGA